Messenger RNA from Brugia malayi, 348 nucleotides. Its product is annotated as RE55111p, putative. Gene Ontology annotation, biological process: protein stabilization; negative regulation of apoptotic process. NCBI's taxonomy places the organism in Eukaryota, Metazoa, Nematoda, Chromadorea, Rhabditida, Onchocercidae. The transcript has 3 exons. The record is from RefSeq and is a predicted model, not a curated record. Bases 1 to 348 code for a protein of 115 amino acids.
AUGAGAGAGAGAGAAAAGGAUGAGCAAAAUGGGGUCGAAGGUCAAACGGAUCGAAUGCCCAAAGAUACAUCAAAGAGUAAGGAUUGGGCUGCGGCUGAUCUUGAAAAGGUCACUGAUUUCAAUGAAGACAGCGACAUCGGUCGAGAGGUGUCCAAUGAGAAACUUGACAGCUUAAUCAGUGGACCUAGCGGACCACUGAGAGAAAGCGGGAAAGUUGUCAAUGUAAAGAAAGAGGACGUGCUGCUUAUCAUGGAUGAAUUAGAAUUGCCAAGAAUUCGAGCGGAGAAAAAGCUGAUUGAACAUAAUGGUGACAUCAUAGCCGCAACAAAGGAUCUCCUAGGCUUUUGA